Molecule: messenger RNA, 2061 nt
Organism: Varanus komodoensis (Komodo dragon)
Lineage: Eukaryota; Metazoa; Chordata; Lepidosauria; Squamata; Varanidae
Gene: ZNF768
Product: zinc finger protein 768
Exons: 2
Coding region: 92-1222 (376 amino acids)
Biological process (GO): regulation of transcription by RNA polymerase II
Molecular function (GO): DNA-binding transcription factor activity, RNA polymerase II-specific; RNA polymerase II cis-regulatory region sequence-specific DNA binding
Source: RefSeq, a predicted model, not a curated record
GGCUGGAUGGGAAAGUCCGCUGCAAGCGCCGGGUGCGUCCCGUCCCACGCCUACCUUGUGCCGCCCUCGCCCCCCUCCUGCUUCCCCGGCGAUGGCGGCAGGCGCUGCAUCUGCCGCCUGUCCCACUCGGGCUUUCGGCGGCCCAGGCGAGGGCCCCGUCUACCUCCUCCUGCCGUUGGCCGUCCCCGCUGGAAAAUCCCUGGUGCUAACCACCGAUGGAGCCAACACUGCCUGGGUUCUCUCUCUCUCAGCUGAAGGCAAGAGCAAAACAGGAAAUCUGCAAGAUGGUGGCAAAGAACUGAAUGGGACAUCUUCCAGUAGCCCUAGCAGGGGGGAUAAUAAGAGGCUUUUGCAAGGAGGUUCUGCAAAAAACCAGCUGGACUUUUCUAAAGGGGAGUUCCAGGACCCCACAGAGUUGCUGUGCAGCAAACCAAAAUCCUACAAAUGCUCUGACUGUGGGAAAAAUUACCGCCGGAGUACUGAUCUCUUGAGGCACCAGCGGACCCAUACUGGAGAGAGGCCUUAUCUGUGUCUGGACUGUGGGAAGAGCUUCAGCCGAAGUUCAAUCCUCCUCGAACACCAGAGAAUCCACACUGGUGAGAAGCCAUACAAAUGCAGCCACUGUGGGCAAGGGUUUAGCCAGAGCUCCAACCGUAACCAACAUGAGAGGACUCAUGGCAAGGAGAAGAUGCGCCACCUUGCAGGUUGGGUACCAAAUCGACAAAGGACAGAGGAUCAGCAGUGUGGGCUGAAAAGCCUGCAAAGAACUGAAGGUAGCUUGGAAUCUGGAGGAAGCCCUCAACCUCCUGGAGAAAGCUCUUCUUGGAGCUCAAAGAUGGUGAUGAAGCGCCAGCGAAGCUGCCUAGUUGAGAAGCCCUACCGAUGCCCGGAGUGUGGGAAGUGCUUUGCACGCAGCACAGAUUUCAUCCGGCACCAUAUCACCCACACAGGAGAGAAGCCCUACACGUGUGGGAGCUGUGGGAAGAGUUUCACCCGCAGCUCUGUCCUCAAUGAGCAUCAGCGCAUCCACACAGGUGAAAGGCCUUACAAGUGUCGGCUGUGUGGGAAGGGCUUUAGUCAGAACUCCAACCGGAACCAGCAUGAGACCAUCCACCAGGCCAAGAAGCCACCCCGGCAUUUCAUGGGUAGCAGCAAAAUGUUGAACUGGGGUGUGGGUCUCACUCAGCAACAGAGAAUCCAUUUGGCAGUGGGGAAAGCCUGACAUUAAUCCAAAGGAGGGGAUAGGAAAAGAAAAAAAAAUAGAUCCCCAUAUGUGAGAGAGAAUCCAAAAUGCGGUGAUGUGGGUAUGUUCUUGUGAAAUAUAUUAUUAUGGGAGUGGGGAGGAAUGUCAUGCAAUCUGCUUCAAAAAGCUGGGUAAGGAAGUGUCAUUGUUUUUCUGUGCUCAACUUUGUGACACUGUUUGCACUCCACUUCCUGUUCUGUUUGGUUAUUUGUUUUGUCAUUGGAAUAGUAGAGUUUAGUGUAUUCAUUCAGCUGGAUGGAAGACUUACGCCAUUGCUCCUCACUCCUCCCAACUAUUUCAGCCUUUUAAAAAUCACUUCUUUCCUGAAUUUGUACCAUUUUAUAUGUGCAUGACAUUACCCUAGAUGCCUUGUUAAUUUCAUCUUCAAAUUUCUUUUAACAAAAGCAAAACCUAUUUAUUUUGUAGUCUUCUAAGUGUUUUUAAGCAUGGGCAGAGAGAGUACAUUUUCUUACAGUGAUCACAGCCAAUUCUACCUAUAUUUCAGAUUAAGGAGUAGAUGUUUCAGACCAGAUGGUCUGGUUUCAUGGAAGGCCUGAGUCUCCACACUCUCCUGGUUGAUCACCAUAUAAUUGUGAAUGGUAAAACUGCCUAGAUGUACUUUGAUCUUUGUGAAAUCAAGGGUUUGAACAGCUUCACUUAGGCAGUGGUCUUAUAGUGACUCACCCGGAAAGAAGGUUCAUUGAUCUCAAUGAAUGUUCUAAAUUCAGUAUUUGGUGUUGAUCAAUGCUAAAUGAACAAUAGUAGCAAGUACACACACGGUUUGACCUUGGAUUUUUUCAAUGAACUUGAUCAAAUGA